CUGAAGGAGGUUGAGAGGGGCCACAAGAAAGUGGGACUGAGCUCCACCCCACCCCCAUCAACGUUCUCUCUUCUGGACUUGAAAAGCCGUGGGCUGCUGGUCAAGGUGAGCACUAAGUCCUCAUUGCACCCCCACAGGUGGAUGUGACUUUAUAGCCGGGGAGUAAGGAGUCCUCUGGACUGCAGGAGGAAGAGAGGUGGGGAGCAAAGAAGGAAGGGGGGGGGGGAGAAUGAGGAAGCGGAGGUGAGGGGGAGGGAAAAGGCUAAAAAUAGCUUCGCCGCUGCGGGAACCAGGGUGGCGCUGAUGCUGCGGGAGGCAGCAUCGGAGACAUAGGAGGAAGAGACAGAAGCGAAGCGGGUCCUGAGGAGCCGCAGGAGGCCGCGGGCACCUCGGUCCCUUUGUCCGCAGUGCGCGCAGCUGCAGCCCCGCCUGCCUCCUCCAGUCGCCCGCCCGGGCUGCAGUCACCUCCAGAAAAUAUGCUCACCUUCUUCCUUCUGUCCGGCGGCUCCCUCUGGCUGCUCGUGGAGUUUGCCCUUUCAAUCCUGGAGAAAAUGCAAGCUCAGGAGAUCCUGAGGAGCCUGCGUCUGCCAGAGUUGGAUGAUUUCAGCCAGUUUUUGCGUAAUUUGCCAGCCACCACAUUAGUGGGAAUUGGGGCUUUUGCUGCUCUGCUGGCCUAUUGGUUUGCUAACCGGCCAAAAGCUGUUAAGCCUCCAUGUGACCUCCUGAUGCAGUCUGAAGAAGCGGAGGGCUUUGAUGGAGCUCGGAGAUCUGUGAUUGGAGGCAGCCCCAAGUUGCUGAACCAUUAUUAUGAUGAUGCUAGAACCAUGUAUGAAGUCUUCAGAAGGGGAUUGAACAUCUCUGGAGAUGGUCCCUGCCUUGGAUCCAGGAAGCCCAAGCAGCCAUAUCAGUGGUUGUCCUACAGGGAGGUGGCAGACAGGGCAGAGUUCCUGGGAUCAGGACUCCUUCAACAUGAAUGUAAACCAUCAACAGAGCAGUUUAUUGGUGUGUUUGCUCAGAACCGGCCAGAGUGGAUCAUCUCAGAGCUGGCCUGCUAUACCUAUUCCAUGGUGGUGGUUCCACUAUAUGACACAUUAGGCCCAGGUGCCAUUCGCUACAUUAUUAAUACAGCUGAUAUUGCCACAGUGAUUUGCGAUAGACCUGAAAAAGCCAUACUUCUCCUGGAAAAUGUGGAAAGAAAGGAAAUUCCCGGCCUGAAAUUCAUUAUUCUCAUUGAACCAUUUGAAAAGGACUUGAAAGAACGAGGGAAGAAAUGUGGUGUGGAGAUUCAGUCCAUGAAGGAAGUCGAGGAUUGUGGACGAGAGAAUCAUCAUCCUCCUGUGCCUCCUCGGCCAGAAGACCUUUCAAUCGUGUGUUUCACCAGUGGUACUACAGGGAACCCGAAAGGUGCGAUGCUCACCCAUGGGAAUGUGGUUGCUGAUUUUUCAGGCUUUCUGAAAGUCACAGAGAGUCAGUGGUCACCCACUUGUGAGGAUGUACACAUUUCCUAUUUGCCUUUAGCACACAUGUUUGAGAGAAUGGUACAGUCAGUAGUGUACUGCCAUGGAGGGAGAGUUGGAUUCUUCCAAGGAGACAUCCGCCUUCUGUCAGAUGACAUGAAAGCUUUACAUCCUACUAUCUUUCCAGUGGUCCCCAGACUGCUAAACAGAAUGUAUGACAAGAUAUUCAGCCAAGCAAAUACUCCAUUAAAACGGUGGCUCUUGGAAUUUGCUGCAAAGCGUAAGAAGGCUGAAGUUCGAAGUGGAAUCAUUAGAAAUGAUAGCAUAUGGGAUGAGCUUUUUUUUAAUAAGAUUCAGGCUAGUCUCGGUGGGCGUGUAAGGAUGAUUGUUACUGGAGCAGCUCCUGCAUCUCCCACGGUCCUGGGUUUUCUUCGUGCAGCCUUGGGGUGUCAGGUAUAUGAAGGUUAUGGCCAAACUGAGUGUACAGCUGGGUGUACUUUUACAACCCCAGGGGACUGGACCUCAGGUCAUGUGGGUGCACCAUUACCCUGCAAUUACAUCAAACUGAUAGAUGUGGAAGAACUGAACUAUUUUGCCUCCAAAGGAGAGGGAGAGAUCUGCGUGAAAGGACCAAACGUUUUCAAGGGUUAUCUUAAAGACAAGGAGAAAACUGAUGAGGCAUUGGACAAAGAUGGCUGGCUUCACACUGGAGAUAUUGGGAAGUGGUUACCUACGGGCACUCUUAAAAUUAUUGAUCGGAAAAAGCACAUAUUUAAACUUGCUCAAGGAGAAUACAUUGCUCCAGAAAAGAUUGAAAACAUCUACAUUCGGAGUGAACCAGUAGCUCAGACUUAUGUGCAUGGAGACAGCUUACAGGCCUUCCUGGUGGGUAUUGUUGUACCUGAUCCUGAAGUCAUGCCUAGUUGGGCAAAGAAGAAAGGAUUUGAUGGAACAUAUGCAGAGCUCUGUCAAGAUAAGGAGCUGAAACAAGCUAUAAUGGAUGAUAUGGUCAGACUAGGAAAAGAAAGUGGACUACAUUCCUUUGAACAGGUUAAAGCCAUUUACAUACACUCUGACAUGUUCUCAGUACAAAAUGGCUUGCUGACGCCAACAUUAAAGGCUAAGAGACGAGAACUAAGAGAUUACUUCAAAAAACAAAUAGAAGAGCUUUACUCAACCUCUAUGUGAACUUCAAGGGCAGUUCUUAACAUAUUGGACGAUGUAGCAAUAUCCUAGUGAUGCUUGAAAGUGUGGUCAAAAUGAUGCGGUUGAAAGUGACUAAGCACCUGACCUUAUGACUGAGCCUUUUCUUGUUUGAAGAAAUCUUUAACAAUAUUUUCUUUAUCAUCAUUGAGCACCAUAUAUUUUUAUUGAACUGACAUUGUAAUAGGCUGCUAUGAAUAUGGCAUAUGGCAAUGUAAAGACAUCAAGACAUCAUCUCCUGUAUGGUAUCCCACUAAAAAUUAAUAUGUGUAUAUAUAAUCUCAAUGUUCAGAGAAAUUCUAUUAAAUAUGGAGGGAAAACACAAUUGAAAUAUUCUAUGUAAUUAUUUGAAAGCUAGUCACAAGAUGGCAUGCAUACCUAGACAAUGUUGGUCUACCUCAUUUAAUAACCAAUACUCAAAAAUCACAGUUCAGUCUGGCUUAAAAAUUUAGAUUAAUAGUUACACUAAAUCUUGUUCAAGACAGAGAACAUCUUCCAUAUUUGGCAGAACUUCAGUGUCUUUCAACAUAAUCUAAUCCUUACUGAUAUGACCAUCAACACACAUUCCAGACCAAGGAGCAAGUCAUCAUUGUUUCAUGCUUAGUCAUAGUCAUGAGAAAAAUAUGGAACCAGCCAAGGUAAACUAUACAGGAAUUACUCAGAAAGACAAAUAUUACAAACCUAUUUCCAGGAUGAUAUUUGUAUAUUCAUGGAUGUUCAAGUGGCACAAACUCUAGGUGAUUACAUUUUCUGACUUUCCAAAAGUCCCUCUGAGGAAAACUUGAACAAAACAACAAAACAACCUAUUUCUCAGGAUAGUACACUGUUAAUGUAAAUAAGCUAAAAGCUAACUCCCUGCUAGAAUAUUUCAGUUAUCAUCUGAAACUGUGAAUGCUUACCCUAGCAAGCCCAAUUAUAUGAAUAUUUCUGUAUAGCGAUAGAUAAAAUAAGAUAGAAUCCGGAUAUGGCCCGUCACAAAGAAAUCUGCAAAAUACUCACUUGCUUGACACAAAAAGAGAUUUUUGGUUCUUUAUUCCUAGAAUACUAUAUAGGAUUGAGUGCCAUUCUCCAAAGGUAAUAUGGUUCCAUAUCCCAUAUAGUGCUGAGUACAAAGUUCAACAACCUCCAAAUUGCUACUGAAAAAAAUAUUAUGAUACAGCUUGGAGUACAGAAAUGUGUUCUUAAGACCACCCAUCUCUUAACAUCUCUGAAUGGCUUUAAAAACUAAAGAAGACUGUUUUCCUUCAUAUUAUGACUACUAUAUAUGUCUUUCUUUUCUUCAAUGGGAAAAAAAAUGCCUUUUACCUGGAUAUCAUCCAUUUCAUACAACAGAAACCCAGUUAUCAUGGAAAGCAAUUAAAUUAGACAACAACCAUUCUGUUUCUGGGAAGAUUAGAACUCCAAAAAAGAGAGGGCAUUAUUUCCCUAUUAGAGAUUCUGUGAUUAGAAGCCAAAGGUGCUGAAUGAUUCAACAACCAAGCAACCAGAGAUGCUCAUUUUGGUCAGAGAGGAUCCUAAUAUUUUGUAAAUAAAUAAAUGUGAUCACUUAGAAACUACAUACAUGUAUGGGCUUGCUUGAUAAAUGCCUUCUGGAACAACAAUCUUACAUUUCUUUGUCAGUUUCCAACUGGAAUGGGCUAAAGCUUCAAUCUAAAAAACUACUAUGUUUAUUUUAUCUGUCAGAUACUUUAACAUGUCUCUCAAAUUCCAUUGCAUGCCUUUGCAAGUUUAAUAAAUUGAAUGAAUGAACUAGCUACAUACAGACUGACAAAUUACAUUUCUGAAUAAGAAAUACUCAAAUUGUUACAAACAAGAAAAAAGAUUGCAUCUAUAUUGCAUUGGUUUUUCUUUAUAUAUAGAAUUUGACUAAUUAAAUGAUGAAUUCAUUGUUUGACUGAUACUGAUGCAAUUUUUUAGCCAAGUGACUUGUUUCUUAAUUAAACAGAAAUGAAAAAGAAGCUUUUUUCCAAUGUUCUUCCAUUGUAGUAUGAACUUCAUUAUUUACCUUUAUUUCCAAAAGAAUCUUACAUGUACAAGGAGCACAAAAGUAUUUUUGUACAAAUAAGAGAAACCCUAUUUUUAUCUGACUCCUGCCCUAUACCUGCCAACUUCAGUUAUUAGUAAAAAUGUAACCAGUUUUCUCUCACUUAAAAGGUCAACUGUUUUUUGUCUUUCCUGAAUAACAGAAAUGUUCAACUAUAGCCAGGGAGUGAGAGAAAUUAAGCAAGUACAAGUUAAAGUGAAAUGAAUGGCAUGGAUAUUAAAUAUGUUGCAUGCUAUCUUGAUAAGUUCUUCUCCAUUAAUACUAUCUAAUUUCUAAUGAAAAGACAAUCAAGAGAACAUUUUCUUAUGACAAAUCUUACAUUCACAAAUCAAUAUACAUUAUUUAGACAGAAAAAAACGGUGAAUUGUUUAAAGAGACAAGACAGGAAAAAGCCAUACUGGAAACAUCAAAACAUCCCUGAACAGAUUCAUAGUAAUUUAUUUAGUCCCUGAGAUUUCACUAACUGUGACUAUGUAAAAUACAGAGUUCCUGUUCAACAGCCAGGGAUCUACCUGGUCUUAUAGACAAGCAUGUUCAGCCUUUUAGGUUGUUCUUCAUUGAAAGUGUGCUUAUUAUUCCCAUCAUUUGCUUAAGUUUUGAAUUUCUAACAAUCUUUUACAGUACUAUAGUUACUAUCUAAUACAAUUUGCACUAUUUCUAUUCACUUUGGCCACAAAGAGUGUCUUGUUGGUCUAUAUUCAGACAUUCAGGAUGAUUCCAACAAAUCAAGAAUAUGCACAUAGCAUCCCAUGUCAAUUUAUGCAAGCUGUCCUGAAAUCUGCCAUAUGCUAAAAAUCAGGAAAUAAACAGCAAAUUCCCACAACUCGAAUAAAUCACUUUGGGGCCCUAAACUUAAAGAACUGCAAAAAAAGAGAAACAAAAAAAAUUUUUUUUCAUUAUAAAUAUGAAUUUUUUACAUAUAAAAUUCUUACCUGAUAAUAAUACUUUUAGCAGUUCAAUGUCAACACCUUGGAUUUGAUUUUACUAUAUAUGUAUAUAAUAUAUAGAAAAUAAAUGACAUUUUUUCUGCUGUGAAGAAAAAUUAACUUCCAUGUAUUUAAAGCAUACAUUUUUGGUCAUUUUGUAUUGAAUAUAAAACCCUAUAAGAGAUGAAUGUAAAGAAAGGGAAAAAAUAUUUUUGAAUGAAAAGGACCACUUAAGAACUUGUUUAUUCCUCAGGAAAAAGAACUGAUGAAGACUCUCCCAUACAAAUGAGAUCUAGCUAAGCUGGCUAUAUUUCUUUUACUUAUUUUUAUUGUAAAGUAAUAUUUCUAUGGAAAUAAAAAAGGAUACUAGUUGUCCAAAGAAUUCAUCUAUUUAUAUUUCAUAGUCUUUACUAUGACAUUUCAAUCGCAACUAGCAUGGGAUUAAAGUUUAUGAAAUCAGAAAUAAGAUACUUCUGUUACAACAUCUUAGCAAUGAAAAUAAAGAAAAGGCAUGUAAGCACUUUGAAUCUGAAUCUCUGUAAUAUUGGUCCUAGUAGAAAAAGUUUUCAUGAUGGUAAUGCUGGCUUUUAAACCCUUCACUUGACUGAUGGUUUUGACUUUUCUUUUUUUUAAGAAUUUUUUUAAAGGCAUUUUCUGAAAUGUUGCUUAUCCUAAUUUUACAUUUUUUAAGUGAGGGGAUUAAAAUAUUUCACAUAUAUGUACAAGUGUCUUAAUUGUAAUGACCUUUUCAGUUUUGUUAUAAUAGCAUGUAUAUUUAGAAUAUAAAAUGCAUUUAUGAAAACUUUUAUAAAGAAAUAAAUUUCAAUUUUCAAAGUUA
Molecule: messenger RNA, 6468 nt
Organism: Antechinus flavipes (yellow-footed antechinus)
Lineage: Eukaryota; Metazoa; Chordata; Mammalia; Dasyuromorphia; Dasyuridae
Gene: ACSL6
Product: acyl-CoA synthetase long chain family member 6
Exons: 21
Coding region: 477-2645 (722 amino acids)
Biological process (GO): long-chain fatty-acyl-CoA biosynthetic process; very long-chain fatty acid metabolic process; long-chain fatty acid metabolic process
Cellular component (GO): endoplasmic reticulum; membrane
Molecular function (GO): arachidonate-CoA ligase activity
Source: RefSeq, a predicted model, not a curated record